CAUGGACAAUGCUAAACGAUCAGGAACAAAUUUGCAGACUAUCAAAAUGGCGGCAGCCGACGAUGAUAUCGAAAAGGGAUACGCCUGGGAAACGGAGUAUGAACGAACAUGGGAAGGCUUAACGGAAGACUCAAGUGGCUCGCUACAAUCCAGUGUCAACGAAAUUAUACGUGGAAACAAGAAAAAGCAAAUAAUUAAAAGAGCUUCCAAUCUUAAACUUGGAAUGAUAAGGUACCUUUUCUUAGUGAUAGACGCCUCAAACGCAAUGAAUGAACAGGAUUUAAAACCAAAUCGUCUAAUAGCAACUACAAAACUCUUAGAAACGUUCAUACACGAGUUCUUCGAUCAAAAUCCUAUUAGUCAACUGGGUAUAAUCUCAACAUCAAAUAAGCGAUCAGCAAUUAUUUCGGACUUAUCAGGGGAUAUUCGACGUCAUCUUAAUUCACUACAAAAAUUAACCUCAGGUGCCGGGGAGCCAUCAUUACAGAAUUCAUAUGAGAUGGCUAUUUCUGUAUUAAAAUACGUGCCAGACCAUUCCAGUAGAGAAAUCUUAACUCUCUGUGGGAGUUUAACAACCUGUGAUCCAUUUGAUAUUAAUUUUACAAUAAAAACUCUUCGGGAGCAUCGAAUUCGAGUAUCGAUUAUUGGCUUAGCUGCUGAAGUUCGUAUUAUGAAAGUUCUGUGCAAAAAUACUGACGGUAAAUAUGCAGUUAUGAUGGACGUUCCUCAUUUAAAAGAGUUAUUAAAUGAUCAAGUAGCACCACCCCCAAUAUAUAAAGAAACAAAACCUUCUCUUGUGCUUAUGGGCUUUCCAAACGAAAUAUCUGCUGAUGAUGCUAUGUUAAGUACCUGUUGGUGUCAUAUUAAAAAUGAAGCAAAAAUUACUGGUCACGGAUAUCUUUGUCCAAGAUGUCAAGCCAAGUGCUGCGAUUUGCCGUCUGAAUGCCAAGUUUGCGGUAUUUUACUCGUAUCUGCACCUCACUUAGCUAGAUCUUAUCAUCAUUUGUUUCCCUUGGCUCCUUUUAAUGAUGUAUCAACUGAAGACGCACUACCAGCUCAUAGACGAUUUUGCACUUCGUGUCAAACUUACUUAACGGACAAAAUCAGCUAUCAAUGCCAAAAAUGUAACUCCGUAUUCUGUGUGGAUUGUGAUGUUUUUAUACACGACUCUCUUCAUACUUGUCCUGUUUGCACGUCGGGCAAAACCAACUAA
Dimorphilus gyrociliatus is the source of this 1213-nucleotide messenger RNA. Lineage: Eukaryota; Metazoa; Annelida; Polychaeta; Dinophilidae. The record is from the annotation of a GenBank genome assembly.